UUGACAAAAUCUUGUUCUUCUUGUGCUCGCUCGGCUUCCUUUAUCAAGGGCAGAUAAGUCAGGGUUGGGCAACACCCCCCCUACCACAAUAGAGGACAACAAGAUUUCCUUUGCGCUGCCUAGUAAAUUUCCUUUUUCCUACUCCGACCAUCCGCAAGGCUUAAAAACUUCAAACUCAGAAAAAAAUUGGGGUUUCUAAAUUCACUGUUGAGCGCCGUGGAUUACUUUUGCGAUGGCUUUUCAGAGCGCCUUCUGAAUUUUCCUGGCUCUUUACCUGUUCCUAACGGUGUCUGGAUGUGGGUCUGAUACAAGGCCACAGUCUCGGAGGUUGGAGGGCAGGGUCAAAGAGAUGGUCUUGUCAAUGGUGAAUGUUUGGAUGCACUUCAGGGAGUCUUUACCACCAGGCGUGCCAGCACGUCCCCAUGGAAGAGGCCUUAUCAGUUGUGAGCGAGGACCAGUCACUAUUUGAGUGUGCCUACGGAACGCCACACCUGGCUAAGACAGAGAUGACUGCGUCCUCUUCCAGUGACUAUGGCCAGACAUCCAAGAUGAGUCCUCGAGUCCCACAGCAGGACUGGCUGUCUCAACCCCCAGCCAGGGUCACCAUCAAGAUGGAAUGCAACCCUAGCCAGGUGAACGGUUCCAGGAACUCACCUGAUGAGUGCAGUGUGAGCAAAGGUGGAAAGAUGGUGGGCAGCCCUGACACCGUGGGCAUGAACUACAGCAGCUACAUGGAGGAGAAGCACGUGCCGCCCCCUAAUAUGACCACAAAUGAACGCAGAGUGAUCGUCCCUGCAGACCCCACUCUGUGGAGCACAGACCACGUCCGGCAGUGGCUGGAGUGGGCGGUGAAAGAAUACGGCCUUCUAGACGUGGACGUCUUGUUAUUUCAGAGCAUAGAUGGGAAGGAGCUGUGCAAGAUGACGAAGGACGACUUCCAGAGGCUCACUCCAAGCUACAACGCUGACAUCCUUCUCUCACAUCUCCACUACCUCAGAGAGACUCCCCUUCCACAUUUGACUUCCGAUGACGUUGAUAAGGCUUUACAAAACUCUCCGCGGUUAAUGCAUGCUAGAAACACAGGGGGUGCAGCUUUUAUUUUCCCAAAUACUUCAGUAUAUCCCGAAGCUACGCAAAGAAUUACAACUAGGCCAGAUUUACCUUAUGAACCUCCCAGGAGAUCAGCCUGGACUGGCCACAGCCACCCCACCCCUCAGUCCAAAGCUGCUCAGCCAUCUCCCUCCACAGUGCCCAAAACUGAAGACCAGCGCCCGCAGUUAGAUCCUUACCAGAUCCUGGGGCCCACCAGUAGCCGCCUCGCUAAUCCAGGCAGUGGCCAGAUCCAGCUGUGGCAGUUCCUGUUAGAGCUCCUGUCUGACAGCUCAAACUCCAGCUGCAUCACCUGGGAAGGCACCAACGGGGAAUUCAAGAUGACAGACCCUGACGAGGUGGCGCGGCGCUGGGGGGAGCGGAAGAGCAAGCCCAACAUGAACUACGACAAGCUCAGCCGCGCCCUCCGCUACUACUAUGACAAGAACAUCAUGACCAAGGUCCACGGCAAGCGCUACGCCUACAAGUUCGACUUCCACGGCAUCGCCCAGGCCCUCCAGCCUCACCCCCCCGAGUCGUCUCUGUACAAGUACCCCUCCGACCUCCCGUACAUGGGCUCCUACCAUGCCCACCCCCAGAAGAUGAACUUUGUGGCUCCCCAUCCUCCAGCCCUCCCAGUCACAUCUUCUAGUUUUUUUGCUGCCCCAAACCCAUACUGGAAUUCGCCGACUGGGGGCAUCUACCCGAACACUAGGCUCCCCGGCAGCCAUAUGCCCUCUCACCUGGGUACCUACUACUAGAGACCGGACGGAGGCCUUUCCCAACAGUGUACAAUCACCAAGCAGCCGCCACAAACUCAGAGAACACACAUCCAAAGUGCCUCACGAGGAAUAGGAAAAGGCUGAGUGGAGCUGGGGAAGGCAGCCGGGAAAGAAAACCAAAGACUCACGGGGGAGGGUGGGCAUCGCCUAAGUAUUACUACAGAAAUAGAGGGAGCUCAAAAUUUAACGUACAUGGACGUAUAACCUGUGGUCCACCCUUGUCAAAGACAUUGUAUGUAGAAAGGCGCGACAUUAUUAGGACAACUGCCAAAGAAAGUGGCCUUAAGUAGUGUACAAACUGUAGAGUGUGGGACCUUGCUUGUGCCAACCAGGAUUCAGUGACAGCAAUAGAGAUGACCCAAAAAAAAAAAAAAAAA
Molecule: messenger RNA, 2248 nt
Organism: Acomys russatus (golden spiny mouse)
Lineage: Eukaryota; Metazoa; Chordata; Mammalia; Rodentia; Muridae
Gene: Erg
Product: ETS transcription factor ERG
Exons: 10
Coding region: 369-1850 (493 amino acids)
Biological process (GO): cell differentiation; regulation of transcription by RNA polymerase II
Cellular component (GO): nucleus
Molecular function (GO): DNA-binding transcription factor activity, RNA polymerase II-specific; sequence-specific DNA binding
Source: RefSeq, a predicted model, not a curated record